Molecule: messenger RNA, 2793 nt
Organism: Phycomyces blakesleeanus NRRL 1555(-)
Lineage: Eukaryota; Fungi; Mucoromycota; Mucoromycetes; Mucorales; Phycomycetaceae
Exons: 20
Coding region: 1-2793 (930 amino acids)
Biological process (GO): potassium ion transport
Cellular component (GO): membrane
Molecular function (GO): intracellular sodium-activated potassium channel activity
Source: RefSeq, a predicted model, not a curated record
AUGUUUAUAGGUUCUUUUGUCAGAUUCUUACUAUGUGGAACAUGUGUUCAUUUGGAAUACGCAAGCUUCUUUAUGACCGGCCACCCACUGUCUGUCUUUUUCAGUUUCCGUGCCUGUAUUGAAGCAACGACUACCCUUCCAUUUCUUGUCUCGAAUUUUAUUGAAUAUGGUCAAUUCCUAUAUGUUCCUUAUUUCCUCAGAAGUUGGGUACUACUAUUACGGAUCAAAAGUGCCAUGAAAAUCCGAACCAAUUUACAAAUGACAGACAAACCCGUAGACCCCCUCAAUACAAAACUUAUACAUUUGAUUGGUACCCUGAUUGUGCUCCUGUACAACGGCAUGUCUGCCUUUCAGUACUGUGAAGUGACAUUUGGAUCUAAUAACUACACAAUUCUUGAAUCAUUAUACGUCGUCAUGGUGACUUUGUCUACAGUUGGUUAUGGCGACAUCACACCAAACACUCAGGCCAGUCGUAUUAUUAUGAUGGCCCUCAUUGUUAUCUCACUCGCAGUUCUUCCGAGCCUUAUUACCGGAGUGCUAGACACACUUCGCAAACAGAGUGACGGGGGAGGACAUGUAGGAAGAGGUGCUAUUCCAUUUAUUCUAAUUGUUGGAUCAUUUACUACUGAACAAGCCAUCGCAAUUCUUGAUGGAUUUCUCAAUGUGGAAAAUGCAGAAUCCCAUCUUAGUGUCAUCUUUUUGGAUAAUAAUCCGCCCACUGAAGAACUCAAGCUUAUGGAAAGAAAUUCCAUGUGGGGUCAUCGUGUUCAAUUCUUACAUGGAUCUGUCUUGAGUGACGAUACUUUGAAACGAGUACAAGCCCGCUAUGCAAAGGCUAUUUUCACUGUGUCUGAUCAACAUGCUGCUGAUCCGGGAAAGGAGGACGAAAGGAAUACAGUGCGACUUUGGUCUAUAUUUUGCUACACCGUGAGCAACAACGUACCAAUCUAUACCUACAAUCUUUCGCCCAGUACCGCAGUAUACCAAAAAGUAGCCAAAGAGGUCAUUUGUGUUCGCGAAUUUAAGCAGUACUUGCUGGCUAUGAACUGCCGUUGUCGUGGCGCAUCUACCCUCAUGACCAACCUACUUCAUCAAAGAGAGCCUAUGAAUGUUUACGAUGAACCAUGGCAGGCUCAGUUUGAUGAUGGUUCGUGUAAUGAGAUUUAUAUGGAGCGUCCGAUUGAUUGCUUCAUUGGCCGUAACUUUGGACAUGUUUCUUGGCUAUUGUUCAAAGAGUGUCAAAUUAUCCUGUUUGCCAUCAAGACACGCGUUGAAGAAACCGAUGACUGUGAAAUUCUUUUGAAUCCCUGUAACAACUAUAUAAUCAAGCACGAUGAUAUUUGUGUUUAUAUAGCCGAAAGUCCCAAAGAACGCCCUGAUUAUGUUGCAAAGGUUAUUGAUUCCUUAAAGUUUAACCGAAAUCGAUACAAAAAUGAAUAUGUUCCAAAUGCCGACAUGCAAUUGCCUAAUGAUACCAUCAAGGAAAAGCAGCAACAGCAAAAGCAACAACCACCACCACCACCACCAUCAUCAUCAUUAGGAAUAGCUUCUGGAGCUGUUGGAGGGUUUCAAUUCCAAUUGAAAUUACCCAAACUUCCAGCCCGUCCUUCAAUGGCCCAAAGAUCAACUCCGUCUUAUGAUUCGUUUAGCUCAUAUCAAUGGACAGGCGGGUCUACGCAGCAAAACUAUCGUAUUCUCAAACUUCCGCCAGACAGACACGCCAUGAUCACCGGACGACGAGCCAUGAUUGCUCGACUGGGUCACACAUCCUCUAGCCCUACCGAAGACACGUCUUUACCCCAGUGUUAUUUAUUAGACGAGUCACCAAAACUGUCGGAUGUAAUGAUCACAGACACAAACACCAUCAGUGGUCAUGUCUUGGUUUGUCUUCACCGCGAGGUCAUCAAUAUCUUUAAAUUUGUUUACAACAUGAGAUCUCCAACUAUAAAGCCAGAAGAUUUGCAGGAUAUCGUUUUGCUUUGUCAGAAACAACCAAAAGCCAAGACAUUUGACUUGAUCAGUAUGUUUCCCCGUGUAUUCUUUAUGGUGGGAAAUUGCAGACAUCCUGAUGAUCUUUUACGGGCUGGUGUCAAGAGAGCAAAACAAGUCGUUGUAAUGAGUGAAAAAGAAUGUCUUGAUCAAUACGAAAGAAAUUCUGAUAGUCCUGCAGUAAUGACAAGCCAUAUUCUUGACCUCUUGUUGCAAGAAAGACCCAAAGACUCUUACACAAUUGUGAAUUUGGUCGAGAAAUCAAAUAUCAAAUAUAUGCAUCUCCUCCAAGGAAAAGACGUGGCCGAAGAAAUCGAUGUGUUCUAUACCCCAGCCUACGCAGCCGGUGAUGUUGUGGCUGAUAGUCUGAUCAGCAAUGUUCUUCUGAGCCAGACAUACUAUAAGCCCGACAUUGUGUCUGUGUUGAAGAGUCUGUGUGGUAUGCCUUGUCCAACCUAUGAUCCAUCCCCAGGCCAGAUAUCCAAUGAUAGUACUACUACUGGUGGUGGUCCAGACGUCACUUCUUCUUCUUCUCUAUCUUCUUCGUCGUCUUCAGAUAGAAUGAAGUCUCAGUUUUUGUCAAGUAUUCUUCUUCCCCAGGUGUUUGUUGGCAAAUCAUUUGCCUGUCUGUUCGAGACCCUUUUGCUCGACUAUGAUGUAUUGCCAAUCGGCCUGUUGCGCGCCACAGACGAAAUCUUUGGCAACGAAUUGCCGUUUGUCUACGCAAAUCCUGUUCCAUCUCUGAUUCUAAAAGAAACAGACAUGGUGUAUAUUUUAGCCUCACCCGGAUGGUCUUUUGACUAG